AUACCAACAUGCCCGAAUAGCAGUAAUAAUACGCUCUGCCGCUUUGCCGUGCUGCGCUGUUGUGAAUUUGUUUGUUUCAACCUUUGCUUGGACGCACUGCGUGGCUGAUAACACGUCGUUUCAGUCUUUCAAGUAUUCCUCACUCCGGCAUAGCAGCAGCGGCAGCAGCAACCUCUGGUAAUUUUGAACGAACCCACAUAAGUCAUUGGUGGUAAGCCCCGUCUGGUUUCCUCGGAGCGCAAGCUUUACCCACAGACGUAAGCCUGUAUCGAAGAGGUGUGCAUGUUUUUGCCACCGCAAUAGUUUUAGACAGCUCCGGGAUUCUGAGGACUCCAACGAAGUGCAUGGCAAGGUGAGGGAGUGUUUCCCGAUCGCCACUGCUGGCAUCACACACGGAGAAGAGUUGGAAGCACCACGUCGAAGCCUGCUGACGGCGUGGCCAUUCUCUCUGGCAUCGCCAAGUCGUAAGCCAGAACAAGAAGAUAGUGAGACGGCGCCGAGGUGCGGACGCUUGAGUUGAUACAAUGGAGAGAAGAAAGCUUUUGUGCCUAUCCAUGCUCAGCAUGGUUCUGGUUGCAUCGUCAGUGGAAGGACAAAUCGAUGUACCGCGGUUUCUAAGAGGCAACAAAGGAGUGAAGGGCCAACCAGGUACGGUGGGACAACGCGGGCCAAAAGGUGACCCAGGAGUGAAAGGUCUUGAAGGCCUAAAAGGAACGCCGGGUGAAAAGGGAAUUCCCGGUGAUACUGGCGAGGAAGGUAUUAGUGGCUUGCCGGGUUUGAAAGGUGAUGUUGGUGCGGCAGGUCUCAAAGGCAUGACCGGAGAUGAUGGUCUUCCUGGAGCUGAUGGUGUUCAAGGAGAGGCCGGCUUUCCGGGAGCAUUGGGUUCGGUUGGCGACAGAGGUGAACGUGGAAUGGACGGAAUGGCGGGCGUUCCCGGCGAUACGGGAGAAGAAGGAGUACCCGGUCAGCCAGGACCGCAGGGAGACACGGGAGAAGAAGGACUUCCCGGGCCCGACGGACCCGAUGGACUUGCAGGAUUGCCUGGUGCGCCUGGAUCAACUGGAGCAGACGGUGACAAGGGGGCCACCGGAGAAACAGGUCUGGCAGGUCAAGGUGGAGCCAAGGGCUUGAAGGGGGUGUCGGGUCUUGCUGGCGUACCCGGAGGGGAAGGCGAUGCUGGAGGAUCUAUCGCUGGACUGCCCGGGCUUCCCGGCCCCGACGGACCUCCUGGUCCCGAGUGCAUUGAAGGUGCUCCGGGGCCGAAGGGCCAGCCUGGCGACACAGGCCCGGCCGGCGAGUCCAUCCCGGGCCAAAAGGGCGAGCCGGGUCCCAGCGGGAACGUGGGCGUUAACGGCUUGAGCGGCGUGGACGGGACGUCGGGCAACAAGGGAGAGCCUGGAUCGCCAGGCCAACCCGGUGACAACUGCAUACAAUGUCAGAACGGUGCGGCGGGCGCCAAAGGAGAUUCAGGACAGAAAGGAGUGGCCGGUCUGCAGGGUCUGAAGGGUGUCAAAGGAUUCCCAGGAUUUCCCGGACGGCCUGGCGCUGAUGGCGUGGGCGGUGGCCAAGGACCUCAAGGAGAAGAGGGUGUUGCUGGACUGAAGGGCGACAAAGGAGAUGAGGGACUGCGUGGAGUGGCCGGUUCCAACCUGGUUCAGCGUGUCUUUGGUUUCAAGGGAUUCCAAGGUGACGUCGGUCUUCAGGGCUUCCAAGGCCUGCAAGGGCAAGUGGGACUGGCCGGCGAGAAUGGUCGACAAGGAAUAGCCGGAGUGCAGGGAGAGAUCGGACAAAAGGGCAUCAAAGGAGACGAAGGCAACACGGGAAGAGCAGGCGAAAUAGGCAUGACCGGUGACGCGGGUCCCAAAGGUGCUCCCACCGUCGGGCCCAAAGGAGUCAAGGGUGAGCAAGGUGUGGCUGGACUGCGUGGCUUUGAUGGCGCAGCUGGUCUCGACGCAGCUCAGGGCCAGAAAGGAGAGAGAGGCAUCAUUGGAAUCACCGGUGAACUCGGAGUAAAUGGCGAGGUUGGUCCACAGGGAAACCCAGGCGUGAAGGGAGACCAAGGUGAAGAAGGUCUGCCCGGUCCGCCGGGAGGCAAGGGGGAUAUCGGUGUGGAAGGAAGCGUCGGCAUACAAGGUGUUAUUGGCAUCAAGGGAGAGAAAGGAAUACCAGGCCCACUGGGACCCGCAGGUGAAAAGGGAGACGUCGGCACAUUCGGUCUGAACGGCCCGCAAGGACCGAAAGGCUUCGAAGGAGAAUCAGGCUUGGCUGGAGUGCAGGGUGGAGCUGGAGGCAGGGGUCUAAUGGGACGCAAGGGAGCACGCGGCAUCCAGGGAUCCCCUGGCCUCAACGGCGUGAUGGGAGAACAAGGCGAAGACGGUCUUCCCGGACCACCGGGAACACGCGGGCAGAAGGGCACGCGUGGAAUUCCCGGAGAAACCGGAGAGAUUGGUAUGACUGGAGAACAGGGUAUCCAAGGAGAGGUGGGGGAGACCGGUGAAGUCGGAAACAAAGGCGCUCUAGGUCCACAAGGUGGCAAGGGAAUCAAAGGUGACGAGGGAGAACCGGGACUGCCCGGACCACCCGGCCCGACUGGCUUUGACGGCGAACCAGGUCCAGACGGAUUCCAGGGAAUUGAUGGAGAAACUGGCCCCCUCGGCCCACAGGGUCCCAAGGGUGAUGCCGGCGAUGAAGGCUUCCCCGGACCACAGGGUAUCAAAGGAGAAAAGGGUAUUAACGGAUUCCAGGGACAGGGUGGUGUGAAAGGUGAAGCAGGUCUGGGAGGUGACCAGGGGCCGCAGGGCCCACCCGGCUUUGGAGGCGAUCGCGGUGCUACCGGUGCUCAGGGAGCUGGAGGCCUUCGCGGUAUGGUCGGUGACACCGGCAGCAUAGGUCUCACCGGUCCACCUGGCGAGCCGGGCCCGAAAGGAGAGAGAGGCGACCAAGGUCUGCAGGGCCUGCAAGGCAUUCAGGGACUGCAGGGCACCAAGGGUAUGAAGGGCGAGGAAGGAAUACGCGGCCAGGAUGGUAGCAACGGCUCGCCGGGAGCCAAGGGCGAGAAGGGAGUGCCUGGACUGACUGGUGGAGAGGGCAUGGGCGGAAAUCCUGGAGAAACGGGUGAAGCUGGACCCAAGGGCGAAAAGGGAGGUCAAGGAGAGGAUGGCCUCAUUGGCGACUCAGGCGAUUUCGGUGAAAAGGGCAUCAUCGGACCAGAAGGUGACCAGGGUCCGAAGGGUCUUCCUGGUGCAGUCGGCUCCAUUGGUGUAGUUGGUCUGCAAGGACCACAAGGAUUCAAAGGAGACAAGGGUGGCCAAGGUCCUAAGGGAUUCCGAGGCUUGGAGGGCGAAAUGGGUGGCGGGGGACUUCAAGGCGAAGAAGGCAGCAAAGGAGAUCAAGGACAGAAAGGUGAACAGGGUAUUCAAGGUGAACAAGGCGACCAAGGAUUCCAAGGACCCACCGGUGGACAAGGACCCAAGGGAGAUCGUGGAGAGACGGGUCUGAAGGGAUUCAAGGGAGGCAAAGGCUUGCCAGGACCGGAUGGUGACAAUGGAAAUGCUGGACGCAAGGGAGAGUUUGGCACGGGCGGUCAGAAGGGCGAGAAGGGCAUCAAGGGCAUCGGUGGUGGCGUCGGUAUACAAGGUGACGUGGGAAGCGCCGGCAUCGACGGUCAGCAGGGUGACAAAGGUUUCCGUGGCGACACUGGAGAUGAAGGACUAAAGGGCAUGAAGGGAGAGCAAGGUCCAGACGGUGGGUUUGGUUUGACCGGCGUGAAAGGCACCAAGGGCAUCAAGGGAGGUCAGGGUUUCGAAGGGUUACCUGGUGACCGUGGUGUGUCCGGCCUUGAUGGAGAUGUUGGUGAGCAAGGCGAGAUAGGUCUGAAGGGCGGCGAUGGCCCGCGUGGAGUGAAGGGAAUCAAGGGUACCCGUGGCGACAACGGAGCAGAAGGAGAGGUCGGCCUGAAGGGUCGCCAGGGAGACAAGGGCGGAAAGGGCUUCCCGGCGCUAGAUGGACUCAAGGGAGUCAAGGGUGAUCGUGGUAUUGGUGGAUCUAAGGGAGACAUCGGACAGAAGGGUGAGAUGGGACCGCGUGGUGAACGCGGUAUCCGUGGACCGGUCGGACAGAAGGGUAACCAAGGCAACCAGGGACCAAAGGGUGGCGAGGGUGAAGUGGGAUUCGUUGGCCAGAAGGGAAGCAUCGGUGAUGACGGAGAUCCAGGACCGUCCGGUGCCAAGGGUGACCAGGGCCGCCGUGGUCCACUCGGAGAGCUUGGUGAACGAGGACCAAAGGGUCUAGGUGGAGAUUUGGGCGACUUAGGACCUAAGGGAGAAAUCGGCCCCAAUGGCUUCCAAGGAAUUGACGGUGACCAAGGAGACAAGGGAGGAAGAGGCUUCAAGGGAGAGACGGGCGGCAAGGGUGAACCAGGCGGCGUUGGCUUUCCCGGAAGCAUAUCCGGCGGUUGGUUGAUCACACGCCAUUCUCAGACGAACAUCAAUCCCGGCUGCCCUGUUGGUUGGACGGAGAUCUACAACGGUUUCAGCUUCAUGCAGUCGCAUGGCAAUGGCAAUGGUCAUGCACAGGACCUGGGCAAGGCUGGGUCUUGCCUGCGCCGCUACAGUGUCAGUCCUUUCCUGCAGUGCACCAACCGACAGCGUUGUUUCACCACACCGCACGGCGACUUGACUUACUGGCUGGCCGGCACGGAGACCUUCAUGAACAUGCCCACCACCGACCAACAGAUCAUCCGCGACAUGGUCAGCCGCUGCACUGUUUGUGAGGCACCAUCGCGCGCCAUCGCGGUACACAGCCAGACGUCGACGAUACCGAACUGCCCGGAGUCGUGGGUAACGGUUUGGACUGGAUACAGCUUUGUUGGGCAAGCGGUGCACGGUGGCCAGGGAGGUGGACAGGCACUCUCCUCUCCCGGUGCUUGCCUGGAGAACCUGCGAACGAACCCAGUACUGGAGUGUGACACGCACGGCUCCUGCACCCACCACGAGAAGACACUCAACUUCUGGCUGCGCGUGAUCGGCGACGGAAAUGCUCAGUUCCAGCCUCCGACCGCGGCAGAGAAGCUUGAGAACGCGCAGAUCGCCGCCAACAUCGGUCGCUGCCGUGUGUGCCGUAAAGAGGAGCCGCGGAUUCUCCGGCCAUAGGCACAGAACGACAGUGGCUGAUGGGUGAUUGGCUUCCUCACACCAACAACACUUCCAUGUGUUGUAGUUACGAAUAGAUUUCUCUGCUAGUGGGCCGACUACAGCAAGGUACCUCACAGGACAAGCAGUCACAGUACACCACGAGACUAGCUCAUGUGUGUGUGUGCACUGCUUGUCCUGUGGACCUCCGGACGGCUGUUGUGGUAUGGGUGUGGAGGGGUGAAUCCGCACCGCCAUGUCAGUCGAAGUUAUACUUGGUAACGAGCACAUAUUAAAUGGCGGAUAAGAAGCUGAUGACAAGGUUAGCAGUGCAAGGACUUCAACUGGAUUGUAGAGAACACUAGCAUAAGCCAGUUCUGCUUUGGACACACACACACACACACAAACACACACACACAUGCACUCAUUCUCUUUGCUCACAUACUGUAAUAUACUUCUAGAACAAUUACAGAUAAUCAAUGCGCAAUAGUUAUACAGCUGUGCGAUCUACUAGUUAUUGCAACCGCCCUUCUUUGAACAUUCUUGUUGAACAAUCAAACCGGAUCCCCUAUCCUAAACCUCUGUUUUUAAUUCAAUUCACCUAGUUUAGCACCGAACAAGGGACGUGCUACAGCAGAUGCUGGUCAAACUCCACUCCAUCAGUCUUUCUUUGCUUGUUCUUGUCAAAUCCCAUCUGUACAAUAUACUCUGCUGGUACUCA
This is a messenger RNA of Sycon ciliatum, 5850 nucleotides long. RefSeq names its product collagen alpha-1(IV) chain-like. The record is from RefSeq and is a predicted model, not a curated record. The transcript is spliced from 26 exons. Gene Ontology annotation, molecular function: extracellular matrix structural constituent. Gene Ontology annotation, cellular component: collagen trimer. The coding region runs from base 525 to 5150 and encodes 1541 amino acids. NCBI's taxonomy places the organism in Eukaryota, Metazoa, Porifera, Calcarea, Leucosolenida, Sycettidae.